This is a messenger RNA of Penicillium hordei, 549 nucleotides long. RefSeq lists its product as uncharacterized. The coding region runs from base 1 to 549 and encodes 182 amino acids. The record is from RefSeq and is a predicted model, not a curated record. The transcript has a single exon. Lineage: Eukaryota; Fungi; Ascomycota; Eurotiomycetes; Eurotiales; Aspergillaceae.
AUGACUAUAGAGAAAACACCUGACGACUUGGCUCUGCCGACUGCGUUGGCCGAGGUGGCUGAGGUCGGCUUCAAUUGGGAGUGGGAUAACGAGACGGGCGAGUCCUAUGGUUGCGACUUCGAGCCCUACGAACACUUCGAGGCGCUACAGGAGACUAUGACGUGGUUUCGCCUGUGGACCGGUAACGACGAAGUCGACGGCAGGCAAUUCCGUUUCUUCGGCUCGACAGGGGCAGGCGACUAUGUUGAUUUCUGGCUGGUCUUACCUGACGCGGCGGUCACCAGGCAGCCCGUCGUCUUUAUUGGUUCAGAGGGUGAGCUUGCUGUGAUAGCUCAGGAUCUCGGCGAUCUGCUGUGGCUGUUCGCAAACGGUUCAGGCCCAGCUGAAGCACUUGACGAUCCAGGGCGUGAAACGCAACAAAACCAGGCAUUCCGGGCGAUUGCAGAGAGAUACGCCGCAGGGAAGAGCCGCCCCACAGCGGAAAUAUUCACUACAGCACAGAAGGAGUUCCCAAACUUCUCAGAGCUCAUCCGCGCGAUGUGUCGGUGA